This is a messenger RNA of Microthlaspi erraticum, 504 nucleotides long. Lineage: Eukaryota; Viridiplantae; Streptophyta; Magnoliopsida; Brassicales; Brassicaceae. The record is from the annotation of a GenBank genome assembly.
AUGAUCUUGUGGAAGUUUCAAAACUGGAUUGGUGUUGGAUUUGAGAGGAAGAUGAAAUUGCUUUGGUCACUGUCAAUCAAAUGUUUGCGAAGAUCAUAUCUUCAAGAAGAGAGGAGAUACGCCACGGGAAAAGACAGACAUCAAUGGACGCGUAACGUAUUACGUGAAUUUGACACAACCAAAUAUAAGCACUUGCAACCAAGUAAUGAUAAGUUUAUAAGAGACGUUCUUCUGAGUCUAUUGUUAGCAGGAAGGGACACCACAAGCUCAGCUCUCACUUGGUUCUUCUGGCUUCUCUCUAAGCAUCCUCAAGUUAUGGCCAAGAUCCGCAAUGAGAUCAAGACAAAGUUUGAUCCUACAGAUCUGGAGAAGCUCGUGUAUCUGCAUGCUGCAUUGUUCGAAUCAAUGCGACUCUACCCACCAGUUCCCUUAAACCACAAGUCUCCUUCAAAGUCAGAUGUUCUUCCAAGCGGACACAAAGUUGAAGCAGAUGCAAAGAUUUAA